UUUUACUUCGCUCAAAAUCUCUGCCCCGCCCUUCUCUCUCGAUUCUCAACUCUCUCAUCAGUCCUAAUUUUUGAUUUACAUAAAAAAAGUUUUAAUUUUUGUUGUUGGGUUUUUUCUUUUUAUAUAUAUUUUUGGAUGAGAUUAAAAUUUUAGAGGGGGGAGAGAGAGAGAGAGAUCCCUAACGCACAAUCAAAAAUUCAAAAUCUCUAAAUCUCUCGCAAAUAUGGCAUUUCACGUAGCUUGUCCAAUUACAUGCCGGAGGAUUUGCUUCUGCCCGCUAGGGUUUGCGCCGGGGUUGCAGAGUGGGAGGGGGAGGAAUGACUUUCUUGAUGGUGUGGUUAAGGUGGAGGAGUUUCUUAAGGAUCCUUGGGGAAUUAGGGCUAGAGAUGGGAAGGGAACCACGGUUCAGGUGUGGGUUCCGAAGGUUGCGCCGCCACCCCCACCAGUGCAGCCUGUUGGGGUUGUCGGUGAGGCGUUUGUGGGAGGAGGAGGUGAUGGGGUUGACGAGAUGGCUGCGGCGAUGUCGGCUCAGACCAAGCGUAUUGCGCUUCAGAGGAAGGCGGCUGCUGCUAUGAUUGCUGCUGAGGACUACGCUCGGCGGUUUGAGUCUGGGAAUUUAGUGGAUGCCUCUGGUGCUGUUGUGGGUGAAGAGCAGGGGCAAUCUAAUGUGAAUGUAAUGUGUAGAAUAUGUUUUUUUGGUGAAAAUGAAGCUAGUGAGAGAGCAAGGAGGAUGCUUUCAUGCAAAAGUUGUGGCAAAAAAUACCAUCGCAGCUGCUUGAAAUCCUGGGCUCAACACAGGGAUCUAUUUCAUUGGAGUUCAUGGACUUGCCCUUCCUGCAGAGCAUGCGAGGUAUGCAGAAGAACAGGUGAUCCUAAUAAGUUUAUGUUCUGCAAAAGGUGUGAUGGUGCGUACCAUUGUUACUGUCAGCAUCCUCCUCACAAGAAUGUAAGUUCUGGACCUUAUCUGUGUCCAAAACAUACAAAGUGCCACAGCUGUGGGUCCAAUGUUCCAGGAAAUGGCCAAAGUGUGAGGUGGUUUCUGGGAUAUACAUUUUGUGAUGCAUGCGGUAGAUUAUUUGUAAAGGGGAACUAUUGCCCUGUGUGUUUGAAGGUUUAUAGAGAUUCAGAAUCCACUCCAAUGGUUUGCUGUGACAUUUGCCAGCGAUGGGUACACUGCCAAUGUGAUAGUAUCAGUGAUGAAAAAUAUCUACAGUUCCAAAUCGAUGGGAAUCUCCAGUACAAGUGUACUGCAUGUCGUGGAGAAUGUUAUCAGGUAAAGAAUCUGGAUGAUGCUGUUCAAGAGAUAUGGAGAAGAAGGGAUGAAGCUGAUCGUGAGCUAAUUGUUAACUUGAGGGCUGCUGCUGGAUUACCAACUCAAGAAGAGAUAUUUUCCAUUUCACCCUAUUCGGACGAUGAAGAAAAUGGUCCUGCAGUUAUUAAGAAUGAGUUUGGACGUUCAUUAAAACUUUCUCUGAAAGGGUUAGUUGACAAAGUGCCCAAGAAGAGCAAGGAUUAUGCGAAAAAAUCAUCGAAUAAGAAGUAUGCCAAGGAAAAAGCCUCCCAGACUCCUUUGGUCAAUCAAUCUGAACUAGAUCAGAGUUCUGAAGGGCGUAAUGAUCUUCAACAACAUGAAUUUGGUGAAGGUAAUGAGAAGAAUGGUGGUUUGCAACACCAGAAUAAUAAUGAAGGAGCAGACACAUAUUCUUCUCCUGUUGCCGGGAGUCUUGGCCACAAUGAAGGAAUGUGCUCUAUUAAUCAACCAGGGGUCUUGAAACACAAGUUUGUUGACGAGGUGAUGGUAAGCGAAGAAGAAAGGUCAUCAAAAGUUGUUCAAAUCAAGGCCAGCAAGGCUCAGGGUUUGGAUACUGGAGAAGAUACAGGAAAAUAUGCCAGUAAGUCAAAGACUGCAAAAGGAAAGAAGCUAGUUAUUAAUCUAGGUGCACGGAAGAUUAAUGUUGCUAAUUCCCCGAAGUCUGAUGCUUCAAGCUGUCAAAGAGAACAAGAUAUGAUUACCUCAAAUGGGGAAAAGGUGGAUAACUCCAGCCAAUCAACAGGACUGAAGGCUGGGGAAACAGAGAAGAGCCAAAGUUUUGGAAAAGUCAGAAUUGGAGCUUCUGACACAAAUCCUGCAUUUGGCAGAGGAAAUGCUGCUAGUGGAUCUGAAGUUGGUCCCCCGGAUGGAACUCGUGUAUUUUCUCGAAAAAGAAAUGUGGAAGGAAGCACAGCUGUUGUUGGUUCUCUCAGUGAAGUUUCCAAAAUAAAAGAAGAGAAGGUACUUUUGGGAAAGCAACAUGAAAGUGGAUCACAUAUAUGCAGUGAUGGACAUGAUGAUAAUGGUCAGACACAUUUACCACAGUCUUUGCCCAGAGACUCAAAACCCUUGUUGAAGUUCAAAUUUAAGAAACCUACCCUUGAAAAUCAAAUUUCUUGUCAUGAGGAAGAGAAAAGUUUUGUCAAAGGCCAGAGGUCCAAAAGGAAAAGACCAUCACCUUUAAUGGAUAAAAUAUCCUUCAAUGAAGUUGAAGACUUGUCACGCUCUCAUAAAGAUAAUUUAUUGGACGAGAUCAUGGAUGCUAAUUGGAUUCUCAAAAAAUUGGGUAAAGAUGCAGUGGGAAAGAGGGUUGAAGUCCAACACCCAUCAGACAAGUCAUGGCAGAAAGGAGUGGUUUCCGACAUGAUUGAUGGCACAUCGACAUUAUCGGUCACCCUAGACGAUGGUAGAGUAAAAACGUUGGAACUUGGCAAGCAAGGAAUCCGCCUUGUUCCUCAUAAGCAAAAGAGAUCAAAAUCGUGAUGGCUGAAGCUAGUCCCUCUAAUUAUAUCGUGUGGGAUUUUCUUCUCCAGUGUAUAUGCAAUGUAUAUGGAGAUGAUUCUUUCGAGGACUUGAAGGAGGAAAGGCAAUCAGUGGCUCUCUGGUUGCUUGUGUGGAAGCUGAUUUUUUACUCUGAGCAUUUCAUGGAGGCAGAUCCUGUAAUCCCUUUGAAGAACUGGGAUAGGAGGCAGAGUAUUCAGUUUCCUUGUAGUUCUUUAAAGCUCUGCCAUUUUGGUAAAAUUAUAAAAUUUUAAUUUUAGGAUACCAUUGUGAUAGAAUAGGGAAUGGACAGUCGGCCUAAAUGGCCAUUUGGGUUGUUAUUGUUGUUGGGUAGAACUCUUGUUCAAUGAAAGUAGUAGAAUUUUUUAUUUUUUAUGAAGUUAGAAAA
Momordica charantia (bitter melon) is the source of this 3200-nucleotide messenger RNA. Its product is annotated as PHD finger family protein. The record is from RefSeq and is a predicted model, not a curated record. NCBI's taxonomy places the organism in Eukaryota, Viridiplantae, Streptophyta, Magnoliopsida, Cucurbitales, Cucurbitaceae. Gene Ontology annotation, molecular function: zinc ion binding.